GUAUACAAGUAAGAUUACAAUUUACUAGAAAUAAUGUAGAAUAUUCCUUCUUUGCUGAUAUAUUGCAUAUUGUUAAUAUUAAUAAUAUAUAUAUUGUUUUUUUGAAAGUAUACAUAUAUUCAUGUAUGACAAUGUUUCUCGUAUUACCAUUUUUACCAUGUAUCAUGGAUAUCGUAGUACCAUUGAAUGAAUCUCGUUCUUUAAAACCAAUAUUCAAAGGCGAAUACUUUAUCAACGAGGAUGAAAAUUUUUUUCCAAUUUAUUUACACAUGAGCGUAACUAUAGUAAUUGCUAUAACAACGUUAAUUACAGCAGAUAAUCUAUUUCUUAUGUGUAAUUCACACAUUUGUAGUAUAUUUGCAGCAGUUGGAAUCAGAUAUAAUUACAGAUUUCGUUUGGAAAAUUUUUUAAAGGAUCAAACUGAUUCCAUAUCUUCCUUAGAUCAAUUAUCAAAUCACAAGUGUUUGGAAAAUAUUCGCUAUUCUAUAAGAAAUCAUGCAAAUGCAUUAAAGUUUGCUGAACUCAUUGAGUCUUGCUUCUCAAUAUCAUUACUUCUACAAGCUGGCUUAAGUUUGGUUUGUAUGAGCAUCUCUUUGUAUCAAAUACUAAUAGUUCUUAAAACAUCAGCAGAAUCGGUGAGGUUUGUCAUUUUUGCCAUUGCUCAAUUGGUUCAUCUUUUUUGUAUGUGUUAUCCUGGUCAAAGAAUGAUAGAUUAUAGCACCGAUAUACGUAUUAAAGCAUACAAUGGACUAUGGUAUAAAGCACCAUUGGCAAUUCACAAAUUUUUAAUAUUGAUAAUACGAAAAAGUUUGGAACCAUCUUGCUUGACUGCUGGAAAAAUAUUUGUAUUUUGUUUAGAAAGUUUUGCUACAAUUUUACAAACUUCUACUUCAUAUUUUAUGGUAAUUUCAUCCGCUCAAUAA
Polistes dominula (European paper wasp) is the source of this 923-nucleotide messenger RNA. Its product is annotated as odorant receptor 13a-like. The record is from RefSeq and is a predicted model, not a curated record. Gene Ontology annotation, cellular component: plasma membrane. Gene Ontology annotation, biological process: detection of chemical stimulus involved in sensory perception of smell; sensory perception of smell. Gene Ontology annotation, molecular function: olfactory receptor activity; odorant binding. Lineage: Eukaryota; Metazoa; Arthropoda; Insecta; Hymenoptera; Vespidae.